Molecule: messenger RNA, 1235 nt
Organism: Gossypium raimondii (Peruvian cotton)
Lineage: Eukaryota; Viridiplantae; Streptophyta; Magnoliopsida; Malvales; Malvaceae
Exons: 6
Coding region: 284-958 (224 amino acids)
Biological process (GO): regulation of DNA-templated transcription
Cellular component (GO): histone deacetylase complex
Molecular function (GO): transcription coregulator activity; protein binding
Source: RefSeq, a predicted model, not a curated record
UUCUCUCACUAAUGUGAACUGCUUCUUCAUAUGUGUUCUAUCUUUUUCCUUUGGCUGUUUCUCUCUCUAAACUGUGUUUUUUAUCUCACCGAAAUUCCUAUAUUUCGCCUUAUUUUCCCUCUGUUUUGCUUACGAAAAUCCGACAUACGUAUCCAGCGAUGCAUGACCUUCCGAUCCAUUGCAAUUUCGGUCCUUAAUGCUUCGGUUUGCGACCUUAGUUUGACCCCUGUUUGAUUCACUGAGUUGGGCAAUCAUUUUAGUUCAGAAAAAAAGAGAAAGAAACAUGCUGGAGGCAAUGGAGACUUCCGUCAAUGGCGAUGGUUUCUCCCAGUUACAGAGCUAUGGAGACAGUAGCGAAGAAGAGCUGUCGGUAUUACCCCGUCAUACUAAGGUGGUCGUGACUGGCAAUAACCGUACUAAAUCGGUGCUCGUUGGUCUGCAAGGCGUGGUCAAGAAGGCUGUUGGACUUGGCGGGUGGCAUUGGCUGGUUCUUACCAAUGGCAUAGAAGUAAAACUACAGAGAAAUGCCCUCAGUGUGAUCGAAGCUCCUACUGGUAAUGAAGAAGACGAUGACAUCGAAUUUGAAAACGUGCAAUGGAAUGGAUCAGACAUGGCAUCUGAUGACACUCAAAAGUCCCACAGAUCAAGGCAUAGAGCGCAUAAAUCGUCUGGGUCUUGUCACAAGACGAUGAGUAGGUCUCUUUCUUGUGACUCGCAGUUGAAAGGGACUGUUUCUGCAUCCCGUGGAUCCAUGAAAGUUGACCUCAGCAAACUAGAGAUUGCUGCUUUAUGGAGAUAUUGGCGACACUUCAAUCUUGUAGAUACUAUUCCCAAUCCAUCAAAAGAGCAACUAGUUGAUGUUGUUCAAAGGCAUUUCAUGUCGCAGCAAAUGGAUGAGCUGCAGGUAAUUGUGGGAUUUGUUCACGCAGCUAAGAGAUUGAAGACGGUUUGUAAAUGAGCUGGAGCAUGAUGAUGGGAUUCAGAUGCCUCUGAGUUUGGUUGUCAACAUCCCAAAGCCGCUAACAGAAAUGCAGGUAUCCUAAUGAUGUGUUCUGUUGUUGGUGAUAACCGUAAUGUAUUUGUUGCUUGUUAAUCAUUUCGGGUAUCUCUGUCAAGUAGGUUUAGUAAUUCACCGAGUUAUAGAGGUUCUUCCAUUUUGGUAGACCGUAGACAAGUUUGUGUAGAUAUUUGAUUCCAAAACUUGGUUACAAUACAAGACCUCUUUCCUUUCUAAA